Cucumis melo (muskmelon) is the source of this 1512-nucleotide messenger RNA. RefSeq names its product E3 ubiquitin-protein ligase PUB23-like. Bases 87 to 1334 code for a protein of 415 amino acids. Lineage: Eukaryota; Viridiplantae; Streptophyta; Magnoliopsida; Cucurbitales; Cucurbitaceae. Gene Ontology annotation, biological process: protein ubiquitination. The transcript has a single exon. The record is from RefSeq and is a predicted model, not a curated record. Gene Ontology annotation, molecular function: ubiquitin protein ligase activity.
UCCCUAUAAGACCCUUCUCCUUCUCUCUGUCGCCAUUGGAACGUUUGAGAGCUUAACAUAAAAGAAAAAAAAUUCUUCGAUCAUCAAUGGAUUCCGAUUUUCCUCCUCUUUUUCGAUGUCCCAUUUCCAUGGAGCUCAUGGAAGAUCCGGUCACCGUCUCUACUGGCGUUACCUACGACAGAAAGAGCAUCGAAAAAUGGCUUUUCACUUACAACAAAAAAACUUGUCCGGCCACGAUGCAGACACUCGCUGCCGGUGCUGACGACUUCGUCAUCACCCCUAAUCUCACUCUCAAACGCCUCAUUCUCGCUUGGAAAAUCAACGAUUCUGCCUCGACGCCGGCGACGGCGCUCGAGGAAGUCUCGUCGCUUCUUGCCACUGUUGAGUCUUCUCCAUUCAAGGUUAGUUCUUUGAGGAAAUUGAGAUCGAUGAUCGAAAUGAAUGAUGGGAUGAAAUCGGAAUUUGUUAGAUUGAGUGGGAUUGGGAUUGUUGUUAAUGUUGUGAUUCAAAUUCUCAUUGAUUGUUCUGAUUUCUCGACGUUGGAGACUUGUGAAGAGGCUUUGGGCGUUCUGUGUCAGUUUCCGAUUUCAAAUGAAGAUAAACUGUUCGACGAAAUGUAUAAGAGAGAAGAAUUGAUGAAAUCGAUUACUGUUGUUCUACAAAGGGGAAGUGCAGAAGGGCGUUUUUACGCUGUGAAAAUCCUUAGAAAUAUUGCUAAAAACACCAAUUACAAUUGGGGAUCUGUUAUGGAAGAACAGGCGAUUGAUUUCUUCAAGCCAUUGUUGGAACUUGUCUCGGACGAAUUUCCCACAAAGGCUAGCUCAUGUGCAUUAGAUGUAAUGAUAGGAAUUCUCUCAUCCUCGAAAAGGAGUCGAGUGAAGGCGAUCGAAGCUGGGGCAGUGUGGAUUCUGAUCGAGCUUUUACCGGAGUCGGGGAGAUCGAAAUGCGAGAGAAUGCUGCAGAUUUUGCAGAGUUUAUGUGAAUGUGCAGAAGGGAGAUUGGCUUUGGUAGAACAUGGGAUGGGAAUUGCAGCUGUGACUAAGAAGAUUUUGAAUGUUUCAUAUGUAGCAACAAAAAUUGGAGUGAAGAUUUUGCUUUGGAUUAGUAGUUUUCACCCAAGGGAAAGGGUUGUAGAUGAGAUGAUGGCAUGUGGGGCAGUGAAGAAGCUGCUGAUGAUAUUACACAUGGACAGCGUCGGUGUCGGUGACGGUGGCCGGAGUUCGACGAAGGAGAAGGUGAUCAAGAUUUUGAAGAUGCAUGGGAAUAAAUGGAGGCGUAGUCCUUGUUUUCCCAGUGAGUUGAAGAAUUAUUUGAAGUUUGUGAAUGAUGAAUGAUAUUGAUCUUUGCUAAAGAAAUCAAAUCAACAUACUAUAGGAAAUAAUAAUAAUAUUCAUAUGGCGUUUGUAACACAUUUUUGCUCAAUCUUAAUUGAGUUUUGGAAAUAUAUAGUAAUUGAAUAGGGUGUUUUUUUUUUCAAUAUAUGAUGAUUGAGUUUUGUUUUUGGGUUACUCA